Molecule: messenger RNA, 4516 nt
Organism: Acanthopagrus latus (yellowfin seabream)
Lineage: Eukaryota; Metazoa; Chordata; Actinopteri; Spariformes; Sparidae
Product: GTPase IMAP family member 8-like
Exons: 5
Coding region: 2604-4460 (618 amino acids)
Molecular function (GO): GTP binding
Source: RefSeq, a predicted model, not a curated record
CUCAAUCUGUAGAAUGCUGAAUUAUCAUAAAAAUGACUGGCAUCUCCUAGUUUCAUUGUUUCUUUUUAUUUCUUAUGGCUGUUUUUAUGCAUUUAUGUCUGUGAUGUAGUAUUGCAUGUUGGUGGAGUUGGAGAUGUAUAAUGUGAGUCUAAAUAAAACAAUAAAUAAGCAAGUAUUAAAAAAUGAAAAUAAAAGGUGCACAUAAUCAAAAAAAGUACAUAUGUGAGAAAUAUAACAAGGUCAGUUGUAAAUAUCAUCAGUAGUUCAUAUCUCAGUUUGUUUCUAGGUUAUGUGUAUGCCUGUAAUCUGCUGUACACAUUUUUAUUUAAUAUGAAUGUAUAUUAAUGUGUAUUGUUAUUAUUAUUAUUAUUAUUAUUAUUAUUAUUGUUGUUGUUGUUAUUAUUAUUAUUAUUAUUAUUAUUAUUAUUAUUAUUAUUAUUAUUAUUAUUAUUAUUAUUAUUAUUAUUAUUAUUAUUGCCAUGAAUUAGUUAUUAUUAUUAUUAUUAUUAUCAACUUUUACAUUUAUUAUGACUUUAAUUUGAGUGCUUGUGUUCAUCUUGUUAAUCUUUAUCUUUUAUUAUGUUAACAAAUUCUAUUUCAAUUGGUGUGUAUUACUUUCUAAAUCCAUUUUUGUUUCCUUAAUGUUUUUAAAAUCAUUUGUAAAGCACUUUCUGCAUCUGGUUACAUCAGGUUAUAUAUUAUUAACAAUUGAUUGAUUGAUUGAUUGAUUGAUUGAUUGAUUGAUGAAAUUUCAGCCGAACCUUGGAAUUCUGUUGUUAUAGAAAUAAAGCUCGAUCAACGUUUAAAUUAUUUGAAGGGUUGUGCAUAACACCGCUCGAGAUAAAUAUAACCAUGACAUCGUGAAUCAUGUCACCUUUCUGCCCUGGAUGGAUAUGGAGAUGUUGGAGAUGGAGAUCAAUUAAACCUGAUUGUUCUUUUUGACAUAGAGAGCAGGUAUAAAAAAACAAAAACAAACGAAGGUUAACUGAGAAAAAAAAGAUUUCAGGAUUAUUUUACUGAUUUUUCAUUAUGGCAGAAUUCUAAUGCUGCAGCAAGUGGACACAAUCUAAUUAAUAUGCAAUAUAAAACUCUUAUAUUCAGGAAAUUUUUUUUGGUGAUGAUUUCAUUAAAAAAGCCAAAUGGUGUAAAGGAAUUUUCUAAUGUUUUUUAAAGGCUAAGAUAACUUUUUUCCUGAAUAAUAUUAAUAUAAUAAUUCUUCCUGAUCUUGACUUAAUUACAUAAAACCUAGGGUGUUUGUCAACACUUCCUAUCAGUGUGGUAACAAAAGGGAGCUGACAGAGGCUGCAGGUCGAACCUGACACUCUUCAGCAUCAGCAACCAGCAUCAACAACAUAUCAGCACAAAUGUCAGAGUUUCUAGGACACGACAUCUGAUGCAGAAGAUUUAUCUGUUGUCACGUGAUCUCUGUCUCUUGCAACUCAAAUAUGCUUCAUUAUCGAGAUAAGUCAUUGUUGUAGCAGAAAUACAUGACGUACCAUAAACAACAGUGUGACAACAGAUACAUAAACACCGAAAAAAUAUUGAUUAACCCAACAAGUGCAUCGAAACAUGCUGCUCACAAGGGGCUGAUUGUUGUUUCUUUGGUAUUGCUGCUGAAAGCUUGAUCAUGACACCUGUAACUGCUUACCUGAGUACUGAACAGUACACCUGCCAUGACUUAGUUGUGUAGAGUGUAGUUUGUGCAUCGUUUGGGAACCAGUGUUCACCAGAGAUGAUCAGGUAAUGUGAGAAGUGAACAGAUCCAGUCUAAAAGCCUCUAAAUCAUCAUUAGAAAUCCUGCCAAUUGUGAAGGACAUACUGAAUUUGACAAUGAUUGACAGAAAGAUACAUAAACACCUGGCAAAAUACUCAGUAACGUCUGUUGUGGCAACUGAAAAUCAGUCGCUUGUUUUUGGAGGAGGCUUAUCAAUUAUGAAGCCGAUCAAAACCAACGACAUCGCAGCAACCAGGUGCACUUACAAGUUUGUAUAAAACACAGGCAUAAGGAGGCCACAAUUAAAUAGCAGAGGUUGUUGGACAAUCAGUGAGUUGACAAGAGAGAUAAAAUCCAAGAAAGCGUCUCUUUGUCUGCAGAGCAUCUGUGAUUUACAAUAGACAGAAGGGCGAGGGCUGAUUGUCCACAAGUUAAUCAGCCAAGGAUUGCGUGAAAUGCUAAAAUGGAUCACCAGAUAUACUAGAGUGGACCACCCAAGUAAAGUAUAUGUGUGGGAAACAACAACAUCAAAUAACUGAAAGAAUCGUAGUAAGCUGUUGUUCCACCACAUCUGCAUUUGUUUUGUUUCAAACUAAGCAAAGUGCUGCAAAUAAAACAGGUUUAAAGAUAUGUUACGUUUGUGGCAUCUGGGCAGUUCACCGUGGUACACUGCAUGCCUGAAAUGUUGUUACUGGUAGUACACUGAACAGGAAACCUGGCUCCUCUCAUCUCCACGCCUUUGAAAAUAUGCUGCUGGUCCUGUUCACACAUGAAGGAAGUGCAAGCGAUAAUACAUUUAGCCUUCACACAGUCAACAACAAGACACAGGAGGAGAUCCAGUUUCAGACCCAUUCGAUGCCUUUAAUACUGACUACAAUCUUUAGGAAACAUGGAGAAAGCUACGCCUGUCAAAGAGCUGAAAGUUUUACUUGUGGGAUCAAACAGCUCCCGGAAAUAUCUGGUUGGAAACAUCAUCUUGGGAAAACAGGCAUUUGAAUCAGAUGUAACAGUCUGUUGUGAGGAGGGAGAAGGAGAAGUGUGCGGGCGAAGAGUCACAUUGGUCAAAGCCCCCGGGUGGCUGCGAGGAUACGACCUCUGUAAUACACCUGAACUAUUCAAGACAGAGGCGAUUCUAAGCGUCACACCUGGACUGCACAGUUUUAUCCUGGUGAUUAAUGCUGAAAUACCAUUCAAGGAUGAGUACAGGAAGACAACAAAGAAGCACUUGCAACACUUUUUUGGUGACAAGGUGUGGGAUCACACGAUAGUGGUCUUCAGCCACAGAGGUCAGAUUGACCAGGAAACCAUUGAGGAUUACAUCAAGAGUGAAGGGGCUCCACUUCAGUCACUUCUGGAGGCCUGUGGUAACAGAUACCACGUCCUCUGUGAUGAUGGCACAGACAACAGCGAGAAAGUCAAAGAGCUGUUUGAGAAGAUUGACGACAUGGUGGCUAAAAACAGCUGUUAUGAAGCAGACAGCACGCUGAUAGAAAAUGCUGAGUUGAAGAGGAAGGAAGUGGACAAAAAAGCUGAGGAGUUGCGUCUGCAAUCACAACAACAAAGGGAAAAGCUCAGAGAUCUCAUGACAGAACCAACACUCAGCCUGAGAAUCAUGAUGGUCGGCUGGGUGUUCUCCGGGAAGAGCGCGUCUGGGAACACCAUUUUUAAAGCUGACGUGUUUCAGGCUGGUGACAAAACGAAGAAAGCUUCAAAGAAAAGCGGCAAGGUGGCUGGUAGGGAGGUCGUCAUUGUGGACACUCCUGGAUGGUGGAAAUUCUUCCCAGCAACGUUCACCCCAAAGCCUUUGAAGGCUGAGAUUUUAAAUGGGGUCUCUCUGUGCUCUCCAUCACCAAAUGUCAUUUUGCUGGGAGUGCCAGUUGACACAUCGUUCACUGAUGACCAAAGAAGAGUGACAGAGGAUAACAUGAGGCUGCUUGGACAGAGAGUGUGGAGACAUGUUAUUGUGCUGUUUACAUUCGGGGACGCACUGGGGGACAAAACUAUUGAGCAACACAUUGAAAGUGAAGGAAAGCCUCUCCGACGGCUCAUUGAGAAAUGUGGGAAUCGAUAUCACGUCCUUAACAAUAUGAGCACAGAUGAUGAUCAAGUUAGAGUGCUGCUGGAGAAGAUGGAGGAGAUGGUGGCAGGAAACAGCUCCUUUUACCUCAGUGCCAACCCUGAUGCAGAUUGUACAAAACAUCAAGAAGACAGAAGUGACAGUUCUGUGACAGAAAUCAAAGAUGAGAACACAACCAAGAAGAUCACAGAACAACUUACCUUCGAAUGGGAUCGCAAGAACUGGGAAAAACACCAUUGUGAAGGAAGCAUGGACAUGCCACCAGACAUGAGAGAAGCUGGGCAGAGCUCUCAGGGGUCUGAUGCAGAAGAAGAGCGAAUGGAGCAUGAAGACGACCAGUUCAGGAGCUGCUUUGGUUCUGAAGGAGACGGUGAAGAUGAUGCAGGAUCUGGACCUCUGAGCAGAUGGAGGGAACUGCUGGAGAGAGAGUGGAGCAGAAGAGAGGUGGCCAUGGAGCAGGCUUCCUGGACACAGUUCUACAAUCUCGCAGCAGCCCCCUCUGAGCCAGAUAGUGAACUGCUGCUGAAAUCAAGGGAAAAAGUUAAAAGUUGGCUGAAAGGUUCAACAUCUGAGUAUGGGACGGCCUCGAACACCAGCGACCAGACAAAGGAAGAUGGUAUCUGUUUUGGCCAAGAACCCCGCUCAACACCAGGCGGAGGGGCGCCUUAGAGAAGGAAGAAAUCUUAAAAAAAAAAGAAAUAAUGCCCUUUUUUUCUGAAAAAAAA